GUUUGCGGUGGACCCGGAAGCGGCUGAUCAGCUGGGUGUUUCUUCACGUGACCUCUCGAUGGAAGGUUUUCAACGUGGUCCUUCGGAUUACAAUGAAUCCUGGAGCCUCCAAUGAAGAACUGUUCAGUCAUCUCAAUGAGACUCCCUUCAACUUUAAAGGGUUUGCCUACCACCCAGAGAUGUGUAGAAAGGGCUGUGGGUACUAUGGUAACCCUAUUUGGCAUGGGUACUGUUCCAGUUGCUGGAUCAUGCAAAGACAAAAAUCUCAAGCACGACCUCUUACAGAUGGUUUUAGGCACCAUACUGGAACUCUCCUGAUAAAACCAGAUAAAGGAAGAACUGAAGAAAAGAGUGAAAAACUAGAUACAACUAGGGACAUUUGCUGUAGUACAAAGACUAACAAUCGUCAUUAUCCACAGACUAUCUGCAAAACUUUGCUUCCUACAGAUAUCCCAGAUUAUCUCUACUGCCUUUCCUUAUCCAGCCUCCGCACAUUGGCUCAGGGAGAUUUUUCAGACUUUCUCAAAGCUUUGCAAAGACCUGACGCACAGCCACUAAUGACCCUUUGCACGAAAUUCAUACAGUGGCUGCAGAAAGCAGAGGACCUGAGUCUGGAGAGCAAAGGAGACCGUGUGCAGGAAUUCUAUUGUAGAAUUGCUGAUCGUUACCCUGAUCAAUUGACGGAGGAGAGAGACCAGCUGCUAAGUAACAUUGAGAAGCUUGUGAUGACACAACUGUAUAAGUCAGUGUUUUGCUUGGAUGGUUCACUUGAUGAACAGAAGGAUAUCUCCCUCCAAAAGCGGAUUAGGUCACUGAAAUGGGUUACCCCGCAAAUGCUUCAACUUCCAAUGGAUGAAGAUAAUUUAGAAGUCAAAGACUGGAUUUUCUCUGCUAUCACCGCUCUAGUGGAACUGGAUUCAAAGAGGGCCCCACAGGACAAACUGGCUUGUCUUUCCAGAGCUAGCAACUUUCUUUUCAAAGCUAUUAGAGCUUACAAGGAGGAACCUGCAACAACAGAUGAUUUUCUGUCUUGCCUUGUUUACACAAUACUGAAAGCUAAUCCACCUCGCUUGUCCUCUAAUCUGCAGUAUAUCACCAAAUUUUGUAACCCUAAAAAGCUUGUGAUUGGUGAAGAGGGGUACUGCUUCACAAACACCUGCUGUGCUGUUUCAUUCAUUGAGAUGCUGGAUUCUUCUUCUCUUGGUAUUAAACAUGAGGAAUUCACUCAGAUGAUGCAGCAAAGCGGAGAAGUCGGCACCAAUCAGAAAUUAGAAAUAGAACAAGACGCAGUACAACAAAUGCAGCACAACAAAAAGCUCUUGGAGGAACUUCAUAACCGACAGGAUCGGCUAUUGCAAACGACAGAGAGUUUGAGACGAGAGCUGAACGAUUGGUCUCUGGCCAUUGAAGAAGAAGUUAAGGAAAUCAUCUGUAGGUUCCCCUUGGCUACUCAAUGGACUUCAACAAGCCACAACUAAUAAUUACUUUUAAUCAUUCUGCUUAGAACACAUAUAUAAUCGUCUUGUCUCAAAGCUGCUAUGAGCCCUCUUUUGACAUAGGCCAACCAACGAAGGAUAUUUAUUGCUCAGUUAUUAAAUGGUCCACAUUAUUGUAAUACUUAGACUGCUACAGA
This is a messenger RNA of Spea bombifrons (plains spadefoot toad), 1633 nucleotides long. Its product is annotated as rab5 GDP/GTP exchange factor-like. The transcript has 9 exons. Gene Ontology annotation, cellular component: cytosol; endocytic vesicle. Gene Ontology annotation, molecular function: DNA binding; zinc ion binding; guanyl-nucleotide exchange factor activity. Bases 93 to 1478 code for a protein of 461 amino acids. The record is from RefSeq and is a predicted model, not a curated record. Gene Ontology annotation, biological process: vesicle-mediated transport. Lineage: Eukaryota; Metazoa; Chordata; Amphibia; Anura; Pelobatidae.